AUGUUUACUAAGAUUGUUGUUAUCGCCGUGGCCCUGUUUGGCUUGGCUCAAGCUGGGGCUUUGGCCGGCUAUGGCGCAGGGCUUGGCUAUGGCGCUGGGGUCGGCUAUGGCGCUGGGGUCGGCUAUGGCACAGGGCUCGGCUAUGGCGCUGGGGUCGGCUAUGGCGCUGGGGUCGGCUAUGGCGCAGGACUUGGCUAUGGCGUAGGGCUCGGUUAUGGCGCUGGCCUUGGCUACGAUGGGCUCGGUUUGGGAUACACCGGCGCUCCUGCGACUUCAUUCGUCCACCGCGUUGACUAUAACACUGGUCACGGUGGUCACGGGGCUGGCUACGGGGCCGGUUACGCUGGCUACGGUGGUUAUGGAGCUGGCUACGGUGGCUACGGCGCUGGUUACGGACGCGGACUCUAUGGUCACGGUGGCUGGUAA
Messenger RNA from Cydia splendana, 426 nucleotides. Its product is annotated as keratin-associated protein 6-2-like. Gene Ontology annotation, molecular function: transferase activity. The transcript has a single exon. The coding region runs from base 1 to 426 and encodes 141 amino acids. Lineage: Eukaryota; Metazoa; Arthropoda; Insecta; Lepidoptera; Tortricidae. The record is from RefSeq and is a predicted model, not a curated record.